UUGGUACUGCUUUAUCAUUUACAGGUUCUAAAAAAAGUGCAGAAGGAGUUACUCGCAUAUGGAAACACGCAAAUCAGCAUUUUAGAGUUAAGUCAUCGAUCGAAUGACUUUAAGAAAGUUAUUGAUGAUGCGCAGGCCACUUUGCGAGACAUCCUCAAUAUUCCUGACAACUAUAAAAUCCUGUUCAUGCAAGGAGGCGGUACUGCCAUUUUUGCAGCUAUUCCUCUUAAUAUUAUGAAUACAGGAACUGCUGCGGAUUAUUUAGUAACUGGCUCAUGGUCUGCAAAGGCAGCAAAAGAAGCGGCGAAAUAUGGGAAAGUGAACAUGGUUUUGUCUAAUGUGGCAAAAUACAUAGAAAUUCCGCAUCCCUCCACAUGGAACUUAAACACGAAUGCAUCAUAUGUUUAUUAUUGCGCUAAUGAAACUGUGCACGGAAUUGAAUUUGAUUUUAUCCCGGAAACAAAUGGCAUACCACUUGUUGCUGAUAUGUCAUCUAAUAUACUUACGAAACCUUUCGAGGUAUCUAAGUUUGCAGUAAUUUUUGCUGGCGCACAAAAAAAUAUUGGCCCUGCUGGUGUUACAUUAGUAAUCGUACGAAAUGAUAUACUUGGUCGUGCUAUGGAUGUGUGUCCGACAGUGCUAAAUUUUACUAUCAUGGCAAAUGAUAAUUCUUUGCAUAAUACUCCUCCGGUUUUUCAGUAAGUAUCA
Trachymyrmex cornetzi is the source of this 708-nucleotide messenger RNA. RefSeq names its product phosphoserine aminotransferase. The record is from RefSeq and is a predicted model, not a curated record. The annotation marks the transcript as partial. Lineage: Eukaryota; Metazoa; Arthropoda; Insecta; Hymenoptera; Formicidae. Gene Ontology annotation, molecular function: pyridoxal phosphate binding; O-phospho-L-serine:2-oxoglutarate transaminase activity. The transcript is spliced from 5 exons. Gene Ontology annotation, biological process: L-serine biosynthetic process. Gene Ontology annotation, cellular component: cytoplasm.